GAAAAGGGCAGCUGGUUCCUUUAGGGAUUAGAUCCCGUGAGGCGGUCUCCGAACUGUUUCACUAGGUUUCCUCUCGACCUUUGCUGAAUCUUUCAGGUUCACAGACUGAGGAACUGUCUCCACGAUCAUGGGAGGCGGAGACCUGAACCUGAAGAAGAGCUGGCACCCACAGACCCUUCGCAAUGUGGAGAAAGUGUGGAAGGCGGAGCAGAAACAUGAGGCGGAGAGGAAGAAGAUUGAAGAGUUGCAGCGAGAGCUUCGAGAGGAGAGAGCUCGGGAGGAGAUGCAGCGCUACGCUGAGGAUGUCGGGGCUGUCAAGAAAAAAGAAGAAAAGUUGGAUUGGAUGUACCAAGGUCCAGGUGGCAUGGUGAACCGUGACGAAUACCUGCUGGGGCGCCCCAUUGACAAGUAUGUUUUUGAGAAGAUGGAGGAGCGGGAAGCCGGCUGCUCUUCUGAGACAGGACUCCUCCCGGGCUCAAUCUUUGCCCCAUCGGGUGCCAAUUCCCUUCUUGACAUGGCCAGCAAAAUCCGGGAAGACCCUCUGUUCAUCAUAAGGUCUCAAAAGAAGAUGGCAAAUUCCUUUCCUGUUUUGUCCAAAGUCCCGGGAUAUGGCUUACAGGUGAGGGACUCUGACCGUCACCAGGGGCUGCAGGGUUCUCUGGGUGAACAAAGGGUGAUAAAGAACCAUUCUCGAUCAAGAAGCUCCUCACCCCCCAGGCAUGUCAGCAAGAAGAGCACCAAGGAAGAAAGGGCCCGGGACAAGAGGUCUCGAUCCCCUGGAAGAAGGUCACAGUCCCCAAGGCCCAGCAAACAGCACACCUCUAAGGUAAACAGAAAAGAGAGAGAGAGCCCAUCACCUAAAAAGGAGGUCUACCAGAGGCGGCAUGCUUCUGGAUACACCAGAAAACUCUCAGUGGAGGAACUGGAGCGGAAACGGCAGGAAAUGAUGGAAAAUGCCAAAUGGAGGGAGGAGGAGAGGAUCAACACCCUCAAGCGGCAUGCCAAGGAGGACGAGCGGGAGCACCGGCUGGAGAGGCUGGACUCUCGGUCCGGCAAGUUCAUCCACCGCAUGAAGCUGGAGAGUGCUUCGACCUCCUCCUUGGAGGACCGGGUGAAGCGCAACAUCCAGUCUCUACAGCGGACGUCGGUAGCUCUGGAGAAGAACUUCAUGAGAAGAUGAAAACCAGUCUCUUUUACUGGUUUGCCUGAAUUUGCCAGGGAGGCUGCUGACUCCUUAAAAUUCUCUUUAUAAGAGUUCAAAUGGCUUCUGUACAGAUGAAAAACCACCACUGUUCAAAGUGCCCUUUGUCCACUGACUCCUGAAACACUUCACAUCGUUUAACAAUGGAUGUGACCUGAUUCCAGGACCCUCAGGAACUUCUGCGGGAUGCACUGUGGGUUUUGACUAUGUUUUAGUGGAUGGUCCUGGGAGGCUUGGAUGCUUGUCACCCCUCUUCCCUCCCACCUGAAUGAGUGGCACAGACUUCCACAGGCCUCUCUCCAUAGCCACCCAGAUGAAUAGUGCUUACUUGGAUAAAUGAACAUUAACUUUAUUUAGAUUAUGUGACAGGAUAGCCAAGCAGCAGGGAGAGCCAAGAGAGUGACAAAGAAGAUGGAAGAGAAAACAGAACCAAAGGCCCUGAGUGAACUGCUAACUACCUGGGCUUUAAGCUGUAAUGGUGUAAUGUAUUACAAAUGUAUAAUUCCAUAUUUGCUUUUAAAAAGUCAUUUUGUUCAAUGACUGUCAGAAAAGUAACACAGUAAGGCAGCUUGGCUUACUCUCCUCUCUGAUUUGGGGCAUAGGAGAGCUUCGGGCUUACUGACAGAAUCUAGCUGUGGGGUAGCUAACCUUUUGACUUUGUCCUCUACAAAUGUGUUACAUUGCAUUUAUAGGUAUGUACUGGCUUCAAGAAGGACACACCUACCAAGAUACACCUCCUCCUCUGGUCCUCAGAAUCUCAUAGUGGGCACCAGUAGGGCAGGAAUCAGGACCCAUGCUGUCAGGAUGUCCUGUGACUCCUGAAAGAAAAUAUACUGAGGAAGCUGUUUGUUUUCUGGCUAUUUUUUUUGUUUGUUUGUUUGUCUGUUGAGGCUAGCUCAGGCUAGCUUUGAAUGUACUGUGUAAGCUGAAGGUGACCCUGAACGUCCAUCCUCUGACCACACAGCUGCUACUGCUGCUGCUUUGUGAUAUGGGCCCUUUGUGAUACUGGCUGGGUGGCCUGGUGGUGGCUCUCCUGCUUCUACCUCCCGAGUGCUGGCUGCAAUGACUGGCCAGCACCCCCAGCUUCCUAGCCGAUCUUUUACCCUGUAAGAACUAAAAAUCUAAGACAAGACUCAAGGGGCCACUUCUAUGUCUUUACUGCCAUUCCUUUCUGUGUUUUCACCAGAAGCCCUCAUUUGCCCGGGGAACUUCUAGGUGCUCUUUAACAGACUACAGGCUCACCCUAGCCAAGGCUGACCUUAAACUGUAGAGCUCCUGUUUCAGCCUCGAGCUGUGAUUACAGACCAGGUGGCCCUCAGAGGUGCUCUUAACUCAUACAUUAAGCCAUUUCCUUGUUCUACCAGUUCUUAAUUCCUCCUAAAAUAUGUUUGGAUUUUUAUUUUUUUAAGCACUAAAAUUCCAGACACUGUAAUUCUUAAAAACUCAGUCGUCCCGUCGCCCCCAGACAAUGUAACAUUCAUUUAAUCACCUCAUCCUGGUGCCCUGUGCUUUAGUUAAUUAUGGCUUUUAUUUUAUUACUUGGUAAUAAAGGCUACAUUUAUUUUUGUAACUGUGUAGAGCGACCGACCAUGUGCCUGGUACUGAGUCUUGAUAUCCCAAGUGUUAACCUGUGAUUUUGUGUCGAAUACAGAGACCUUUCGUCCAAGUGGAAUUGCAUAAUAAACCGUGGCCAGUUUACUCAA
Messenger RNA from Grammomys surdaster, 2904 nucleotides. It is a transcript of the gene Cwc25, whose product is annotated as CWC25 spliceosome associated protein homolog. The transcript is spliced from 8 exons. NCBI's taxonomy places the organism in Eukaryota, Metazoa, Chordata, Mammalia, Rodentia, Muridae. The coding region runs from base 128 to 1180 and encodes 350 amino acids. Gene Ontology annotation, biological process: mRNA splicing, via spliceosome. The record is from RefSeq and is a predicted model, not a curated record. Gene Ontology annotation, cellular component: U2-type spliceosomal complex.